CAAGCGGACCCCGCCCCGCCCUCGGCGUCCCCCUGGAGGAGGGUGCCCCAGCUCCGCCUGUGCAGCCCUGAGCUGCUCAGGGUCCACCUGCCCCCGGCCUGCCCCCUCCCCACACCUGCCCGCCCGACGGCCUCGCCUGGGCAGUGACGACAGCCAGACCACCGGCCCCACAGUGCCCAAUCCCGUGCCCCCGAGGUCCCGUUUCACGCACUGUAACAAAGCUGCAAGACCAUUUUCCUCCUGUGAGGUUGGCAGAGGUCAAGCAGCCUGAGAAAAUGCCCCGGCGCCACCCGUCGCUGGAGGGACGUGAACUGGACCAAGCCCGGAGGCGGCCUCUCGGGACCCCUCCCAGGCACGGGGGCGGAGCCUCCGCCGGCCACGCCCCCGCGGACCCGCCCCUCACACCCCUCCCGGGUGGCCACGCCCACGGCCGCGCUCCACGGCCUGGAACAGAGGCGGAAGCGACCCAAACGCGCGACAGCAGCCUCCUCCCCGGCCUGCGCCUCCGCGUCUCCGCGGAGGGAUCCCUCACCCCAUUCCCCAGCACCGGGACCCCCGCGGCCCGCCCCUGCCCGCGCUCCUGCUCCCGGCAGCCUCCCUCCGGGAUGGUUUCCAAGAUGCCCGCCUCGCCCGCCAGGCUCCAUCAGGGAGAGGGACCCGGCCCCUCCCGGGCACUCCCCUCCCCACCCAAACCCGAAGACCUGCGGCCUCCUGCCUCCUGCCCCACUGCUCCGUCACUCCCGGGCUGGCGCUCCCGAGCCAUUCUCUGGCAGCUCUGCCUGCCGCGGGCAGUGCACCGAAACCAGGACGGAGCCUUCUCCUCACCCGAGGCCGUGUUCUCCGCAGCAGCCACCCUGUCCCCAAUCACCCCCUUCAAGCACCUGCGUACUUGUGUACAUGCCCACCACCGGCACCCUCCCAGGCGCACACACACAGGUGUGCACACUCACACGUGCACACAAGCACACACACGCGCACACUGCCAUGCACGGUCACACAAUCACAUGCACAUCCAAAAAGACGUGCAUGCUCACCUGCACACUCACAUGCACACUCACACAGUUGCACACACACUGUCCGUCUUGCUCACUGCUAUGUCUCCAGGUCCUAGAACCUGGCACUUAACUCUCCCGAAGUAGUAAAAUGAAUAAAUAAGCAAAUAAACUGCUGGCCUGCUCCUCCACUCUCUUCUGAUGGUGCUGCCCUCUGCCUGUCAUAGGGUGUGGAUGUGCAGAUUCCUAGAGCCAGCUCGAGGCACUUCAAAUCAGAAUUCCUGGGUGCAGGGCCUGUGAACCUGCAUGCACCUUCAUCCCAGGAACUUGUGUCAUUUGCUGACAUUUGAGAACCGGGGUGCCGAGCCACAGCUCCCUGUCCUCAGGCCUGGGGGCUUGCAGGAAGCAGAGGGUCCCCACCUGCCCCCACCUGCCCCCACCUUGCCUCGAGGGGAGAGGCACCUUUGCUCCCACCUGCUAUACAAAACUCAAGGAACUUCGGCUCUCCAAUGUGCAGAUGGACAAAGGCCUGGAGAUACUUGGAAACAUCCACCUUGUAGAGCAAGAAAAUCAGGAGGCUCUGGGGGGUUCUGUCCAGUGUGGUUCUAUUUACCAGCAGUCACUGGUGCAUGCCAUGUGCAGGCUGUGCUGCCCACUGUCACUCGGGGCCCAGGGCAGAGGCUGGGUAGGGGUCAAGCUGCAGACCAUGUCAGAUAGGACAGGAGGCGUCCUCAGA
This is a messenger RNA of Choloepus didactylus (southern two-toed sloth), 1728 nucleotides long. Its product is annotated as leucine-rich repeat extensin-like protein 5. Lineage: Eukaryota; Metazoa; Chordata; Mammalia; Pilosa; Megalonychidae. The transcript is spliced from 2 exons. The coding region runs from base 276 to 1139 and encodes 287 amino acids. The record is from RefSeq and is a predicted model, not a curated record.